Symbiodinium sp. CCMP2592 is the source of this 381-nucleotide messenger RNA. NCBI's taxonomy places the organism in Eukaryota, Dinophyceae, Suessiales, Symbiodiniaceae. The record is from the annotation of a GenBank genome assembly.
AUGGGCCCCAAAGCCCUGUCGAUCUCCGAAGUGCGCUUAUUCGAGGAUCAUCCGGCGAAUGCUACAAUGCAGGUGGUCCAAGGCAAGCUCAGUGCCCGCUUCUUCCGGAUCAUCCAGCGCCAGUCGAUAGAUGCCAAUCAGGAUCAGCCUUCCUCGCCAAAUCGAAUGCGUUGGGGCCAGACGGCCCGGAAGCAGGUUGCGAUCAAUCCCAAGGCCAAGAAAGACGUGGACUCAUUGAUGAAACGGUUUAGCCCCCGAUUCCUGCAAGAGUCCACAGCGGACAUCGGGCUUGACGACGAGGCUUUCAAUGAUUCCGCUGUACCGCUGCCGCUGGAUGAAGAGUCGGACCUGGAUCUGUAUGGCGAGCCGAUCGAGUCGUAG